AAUCGACUUCGACCAAUCAGAAAUAAGGCUUGCUCAGUUCAUGUUUAGUACUUUUUCUACGGUUCUGGAAAUUUACUUCUAUUUGUGUAAAACGUAUUCAGAAUUCAAAACGAGUGGACAAGGAUCUGAAAGUGUGUAAAGGGUGCAAGAAAAUUACAAAAUGGCAUACUCGGCGCAGACCAACAAAGCGGUCUUAAACCGCUAUAUGGACCUUCCACUGGACAGUAAAGUCAUGUGCGAAUACCUCUGGAUUGACGGGACUGGGGAAGGGGUCCGAUCCAAAUGCAGAACCCUGGACUUCGAACCCAAACACCCCAAAGAAUGUCCCAUUUGGAAUUACGAUGGCUCCAGUACAUACCAGGCCGAGGGGUCGAAUUCCGACAUGUACCUUCAUCCUGUUGCUAUCUUCAGAGAUCCGUUUAGGAAGGACCCCAUAAACUGGUUCUUUGUGAAGUCCUAUAAAUUACAACAAAAACCAGCAGAAACAAAUCGUAGGAAAUUAUGUAACGAGGUCAUGGAGCAAGCGAAAGAAAAGAAGCCCUGGUUUGGGAUUGUACAGGAAUAUACACUGUUAGACACUGAUGGUCACCCCUUCGGCUGGCCUAAAAACGGUUUCCCGGGACCACAAGGUCCAUACUAUUGCGGAGUUGGAGCAAAUAAAGUGUACGGGCGUGACAUUAUUGAGGCUCACUACAGGUCCUGUCUGUACGCAGGCGUCAAAAUCGCUGGCUGCAACGCUGAAGUCAUGCCAGCUCAGUGGGAGUUUCAGGUUGGUCCCUGUGAGGGCAUUGACAUGGGCGACCAUCUCUGGGUGGGGCGAUAUCUCCUACACAGGGUAGCGGAAGAUUUUGGAGUGGUGGUGACCCUUGACCCCAAACCCAUCGAAGGAGACUGGAAUGGCGCCGGUGCUCAUUGUAACUACAGUACCCUCCCCAUGAGAGAGGAAGGAGGAAUCAAAUACAUUGAGGACGCUAUAGAAAAACUAUCCAAGCACCACGUACGACACAUCAAAGCCUACGAUCCGAAGGAGGGAAAAGACAACGAGAGACGACUGACGGGAUUCCACGAGACUUCCAGUAUCCACGACUUCUCCGCAGGAGUAGCUAACCGUGGGGCCAGCAUCCGAAUCCCUCGGAACGUCGCGGAAGAUAAGAUGGGCUACCUCGAAGACAGGCGGCCAUCUUCAAACUGUGACCCUUACUCUGUGACAGAGGUCAUCGUCAGGACGACGUGUUUAGAUUAGAAACAUAUUUAUGUAUAACAUUAGGGUCUGAUUUCUUGUUGUAAAAUAAUAUACAACAAUUGUCUGAUUUUCGUGUUUUUAUUUGUCGUGAAAUUCUGUGUUUGUUUCAUUAUAGGAAAUUCUAAAAUUUCCUGUAUACCAGGCAGAUCUUGUCGAUUUGAAAAUUUUUGUUUGUUUUGUACAGUUAACGAAAGGCACAUUUUUUAUUUUUACAUGUACUUAUUCAUAUGGUUAUAUGUAUCCAUAGAACAUACUCAUUUAUCAUUGACGUAGAAUCAUAUUUAUUUUUAACCAUGUAUAUCAUGAUACCUGUUUACAAUAACUGUAUCUGACGGAGGGAAUCUCCCAUUUCUCGUUUAUUAUUGAAUGCAAAAUAAAAGAAACAUUGUGGUUUUUUUUUAAAUCGAGAAA
Ostrea edulis (European flat oyster) is the source of this 1654-nucleotide messenger RNA. Its product is annotated as glutamine synthetase-like. The coding region runs from base 161 to 1243 and encodes 360 amino acids. Gene Ontology annotation, molecular function: glutamine synthetase activity. The transcript is spliced from 7 exons. Gene Ontology annotation, cellular component: cytoplasm. The record is from RefSeq and is a predicted model, not a curated record. NCBI's taxonomy places the organism in Eukaryota, Metazoa, Mollusca, Bivalvia, Ostreida, Ostreidae.